AUGGAUUAUUAUAGAGUACUGAGUAAUUUAAUUGAAAAUGCCACAAGCGAAAGAUUGGAACGCCCUGAUGUGAAUGCAAUGCGCGAAGUGUCUGAAGUUGUUCGCUCUCGUCCUGACAUGCCUAAAGAAGCCAUUAAGCAGAUUCAUAAUAGACUCAUGAAAAGAGACAAAACAGUUGUUAUGUUGUGCUUGGAGUUGUUAGAAUAUCUUUCUUACAGUUGCGAUAUUACUCUUUAUAAUUAAAUUGCAACCAAGGAAUUCAUGUAACGUAUGGGUACACUUCUUAAAUCUCAUGAUUUAGAUGACUUAGUAAAAAAGAGAUUAUGUUGUUUGAUUAAAUGUUGGAGAGAAAUCUUCCAUAAGGAUUUAUAAGUCUUAUUCUUUUAAUUCUAUGAAGGCUGUAUACAAAAAGGUUUUGAAAUUCCUGGCAAUUAUGUUUCUCCUUAUUAGAAUUUAAAGGGAAGCAGUGGCGGUAGUAGCAGUGUUAGCACUUUCUAAAACAAACCUCCUAGCAGCUAAAACAAUCCAAUUGGUUCUACAUCAAGCAAUGCUACUUAAAACAGAACUAACUCAAACUAAAAUUAUUCUGGCCCAAAACUUAAGUUGAAAAACGAUCUUGAGACCAUAAAGCAAAACAUCACUUUGGUUAAUGAAAUGAUUGACAAUUAAGAUCCUAAAGGAAAUGUUGAUCAAAAUGGAGCUCUUAACGAUUUAAUUACAGUUUUAAAAACUUCUGAAAAGAAUAUGUAGGGUCUUAUAGAAUAGUUAGCAACAGAAAAUGAUGAAUAAUUGUUAGAAUUAUCUCUCUAACUCAAUGAUGAUAUAUAAUCAACUCUUGAGAGACAUCAAGCUUUAAAAAGACAUCAAAAGCCCAAACCAUUUAGAGGUAAAGCAGUAGAAGAAGAAGUGAUGAAUCAAAUUUAAUAGCUUGAAAUUACUAGUAAGUAAUAAGCUCCCUCUGCUAGCAUUUUUGCAGAUACCGCUCAAGCCUUAAGCACAUCACUUGCUAAAGCUUAAAAUAGAAUCCCUCCUCCUUAAAACUUCUAACCUCCUCAAAAUUUCUAACCUCCUGCUUAACAAGUUCCUGUUCAACCACCUGUCUAGUAACCUCCUAAAACUAACAUGAUUAAUUUAUUAGACGAUGAUGAUGAUCAACCUCCUAUUUCUAUCCCUCCAAAGGUCGUUUAACCUCCUAACUAAAAUACUGGAAAUUUAGUUGAUAUUUUUGAUGGAUCUUCAAAUAACAAUAAUUUCUAACCUCCUGUAAACAACGGAUUCUAGCCUCCAGUUAAUAACAACUUCUAGCCUCCCGUUAAUAACAAUUUCUAGCCUCCUGUUAAUAACAAUUUCUAACCUCCUGUUAAUAACAACUUCUAGCCUCCAGUAAAUAAUAAUAAUAACUUUUAGCCUCCUGUUAACAAUUUCAAUAAUCCUCCUGUCAACAAUGUAGGUACUACCUCAAUCAGUGAUUUAUACAAUAAAUAGUCAAAUAAUGCUCAAGUAAACCCUGCAAAUAAAUAUUCAGCAUUCAAUACUGUAGGAUAAAAUAUGGGUGGUGCAAUGGGUUACAAUAACAUGAACUAAUAUAACACAAAUCCCAAUCCUUACGGUGCUAUGGGAGCAAAUAAUUAAUUUGCAACCAAUAUAAAUAAUAAUCCUAUGGGAAUGGGAGGUAUGGCUCCUACAGGCGGAAUGAAUAUGGGAAUGAAUAAUGGAAUGGGUAUGAACACUGGCAUGGGUAUGAAUACUGGUGCAGGUCUCUAUAAUAAUAAUCCUCUAGGUGGUGCUGGAGGAUUUAACACAAAUCCAAAUAUGGGGGGAUAUGGUGGUGCAGGUAUGAGUACUGGACCAAGUACUGGAUUUGGAAUGAAUAAUAAUAUGAAUAUGGGUGGCGGUUUCGGAGGUGCACCCAACAACAAUUUUAAUCCUAAUUCAGGUGGAUUCGGAAAUUAAAACGUUGCUAAGAAAGAUGCUUUUGAUGAUCUAGAUGACAUGCUUGGCAUCUAAAGUAAUAAAUUUUUUUUUCAAAAUAAUAGUUUUUAAAUAAUAUUUAUUUAUAUCUAAAGGUAAUAAUAACGCUAACAAUAAGCCAGUUUAGUAAAAUAAUAUUGCUAAAUAGCCUGA
Molecule: messenger RNA, 2124 nt
Organism: Tetrahymena thermophila SB210
Lineage: Eukaryota; Ciliophora; Oligohymenophorea; Hymenostomatida; Tetrahymenidae
Product: VHS/GAT domain protein, putative
Exons: 8
Biological process (GO): protein transport to vacuole involved in ubiquitin-dependent protein catabolic process via the multivesicular body sorting pathway
Molecular function (GO): ubiquitin binding; phosphatidylinositol binding
Source: RefSeq, a predicted model, not a curated record